Messenger RNA from Striga hermonthica, 1518 nucleotides. The record is from the annotation of a GenBank genome assembly. Lineage: Eukaryota; Viridiplantae; Streptophyta; Magnoliopsida; Lamiales; Orobanchaceae.
AUGGAAAAACAGACAAGUUUUUCUGUGAAGCCCAUCAGAUUUCUAGCUUUCUCACUCACAAUCUCCUUCUCCGCAGUAUUCCUCAUCUUUUUCUCGACUUGGGUUUUCAAACCCACGUCGUCCUCACCAACCCUCCUUAAUCUUUACUUCACCAACACAUCUCUCCACAGCAAUUCUUCACAGUACGUGGAUAAAAAUCCAAUCUUUACGGAAACCCAUCAUGGAGAAGUUGAAUUUAGUUCGAAAAGUGGUGAUUCUGCAAAAAUUGCGGAAGGGGGCAGUGAAAAGGCUACUACAGUAACAGUGGUAAAUGAUGCUGGUAACUCUAGUUUCACCUCUUUCGGUGAUAAUAUUUCUGUAGAUAGUAGUAUUGUUGAAAAAAUUGGGGGAAAAAGGGAUAUUGAAUUUGAACCCCAUGUUGCUAUUGGUGUGAAAAGUGAGCAAAAUUGUCAUGUCACAAAAGGGAAGUGGGCUUUAGAUGGAAGCUCAAGCUACCCUUUGUACACAAAUGUUACAUGUCCCUUUAUAGAUGAAGGUUUUAACUGCCAAGCCAAUGGGAGAUUGGAUAAAGAGUACAUGAAUUGGAGGUGGCAGCCUCAAGAUUGUGAUAUUCCUAAAUUUAAUGCAGCAAGAAUGCUGGAGUUAAUCAGAGGGAAGAGGUUAGUGUUUGUUGGCGACUCGAUCAAUAGAAAUCAAUGGGAAUCGAUGCUCUGUCUGUUGGUGGGAGCUGUUAAAGAUCCGAAGAAAGUGUACGAGGCUCGAGGGAGGAAAAUAACUAAAGAAAGGGGGAAUUAUUGUUUCAAGUUUGAGGAUUAUAAAUGUACCGUAGAGUUUUAUGUUUCACAUUAUCUUGUUCAUGAGAGUAAGGCAAGAAUUGGGAAGAAAAGAACGCAGACUCUGCGUAUUGAUACUAUAGAUAAAGGAACGCAGACUUUGCGUAUUGAUACUAUAGAUAAAGGGUCUUUUAGAUGGAGAGGGGCUGAUUUUUUAGUAUUCAACACUGCACAUUGGUGGAGCCAUUCGAAGACAAAGGCCGGGAUUAACUACUAUCAGGAAGGUGAUAAAGUGUAUCCUCGGCUCGAUGUUACAGAGGCUUUCAGACGAGCUUUACUGACAUGGGCAUCAUGGGUCGAUAAGUACAUCAAUCCGCGUAAAACCCAGAUUUUCUUUAGAAGUUCUUCACCUUCUCAUUUCAGUGGAGGUCUCUGGAACAGCGGCGGCCAUUGUAAGGAAGCUUUUCGACCGAUUAACAUGACAUUUACCUCUAAUUACCCAGAGAAGAAUUUGAUUGUGGAGAAGAUUAUAAGUCAAAUGAAGACCCCAGUUACUUUUCUCAACAUAACACGAUUGUCGGAUUAUAGACCCGAUGCUCAUCCAUCCAUCUAUGGAAGAAAAUCCGUAAAACCGAGCAUUCAAGAUUGCAGCCAUUGGUGCCUUCCGGGUGUUCCAGAUAUCUGGAAUGAGUUAUUGUAUUAUCAUUUACAAUCAAGUACAAAGGCCAAUUUUAUAAAAUUGUAA